Melitaea cinxia (Glanville fritillary) is the source of this 3267-nucleotide messenger RNA. RefSeq names its product serine/arginine repetitive matrix protein 1. NCBI's taxonomy places the organism in Eukaryota, Metazoa, Arthropoda, Insecta, Lepidoptera, Nymphalidae. The transcript has 5 exons. The record is from RefSeq and is a predicted model, not a curated record. Bases 1 to 3267 code for a protein of 1088 amino acids.
AUGGCGGCCAGCGGCGCCGAGCGCCGGCCGCGCCGCGGGCCCGCGCCUAUCGCCUCCUUCGACCACGACGUCUCCGAGGAAGUUAGUUCAGCAAUAUGCUCUAGCCCAGAGAACAAGCAAGUCUUUCGCUUGCCUGAGAUCCGCGAAGAUCCAGCGAGCUCGACGACGAGCGUGACGGCCUCGACGUCAGGUGGUGUUGACUGUCUGGCGCCGCCCGAGCAGCGCGCGCGCUCCCACUCCUCGCCCGCAGUGCAUGAGGCUGCGACUGUACCGACCGUGUCAGGUCUUCAGACGCCUGCUGCUCCUCGCAUCGACAUUUCCCGCGCGUCAAGUUCCAGCCAUCACGACUCACGAGACAGCUCACCCGAACUGGCGCUGUUCGCGGGCAGCGGUGGCGGCGAAGACGCCCGUGCCCGUCUAGAACUUGGUUUUCGCGAAGACGGGACGGCUGACCUGCGUUCGUCAACCGAAGAACUGGCUUUCCUAGAAGGCGCGCCUGGAGGCGCAGAGACCCGAACACAAUCUAUAGCGCCACCUUCGCGUCGUCAUUCACGUAAAGACAGUCAAGGGUCUGAGGCGGCCUUGCUCGGCGUAUCGGGUCGAACUAGCCGUCUGUCUAGUGUUGGAUCUCAGUGUUCCGCCCAUUCGGCACUUUCUGGAUUUAGUCAUACUAGUCGUGUGUCACGGCUUUCUGUAGUAUCUGGCAUAUCUCGAUCACCUUCACCGCACAAAAUGUUACUCGAAACAUCAUUUUGCGGUCCAAAACCUAUAGAAACGGAUCCCGAAAUAUGUGCGGCGGUCGUUGAGGAAAGGCUUCUAGAAAUUGCUAAAUUGACAAAUGAAGCAGUAACUUCUAUUCCUGAACCUAAGCGUCCACCCGACCAAAUCGAUAGUCGAGAUCAUCGUGAAGUGCGUACAGAAGCCACUGUCGAAAAUACGCGACCUGCUAGUGCACCUCGACUUACUUCUCCCAACGCACCCUCCAACACACCCGUACCGGGGCCUGCGCCGUCUUCUUCAUCAUUGGAUGAUGAAAAGCGCUUAAAAGAAACAAUGAACCGAGCGAAAGUUGAAGAGCGUCGAGCAAGACCUAAAGAACGUCGCGAACCAUCUAAACCUGAGGCGUUGCGGCGUGGUAACCAGUCAAAAGAUAUCAUAAGAAUAAAACUUAAACCAGAUGAUGAAUACGAGGACGAUAACGAAGAGGAAAGCGAGCGGACCUUAUUUAGUGGAGAACCCGCGCGUAAACCUAUCACUCUCGAACUAAACGAUCGACCUACCUGUUCUAUUGAGCCAAUAAGUCCUCAAACUACUUCCAAGCGAACACGGGACAGUAGAACACCGUCUCCGUGUGGUGUGGCAGUGUCUAGAAAAUCAUCGUUCUGUUCACUUUUUAAAUCGCGUGAAACCAUUGCAUCACCAGAUUCACCAUCAGAUGCAUUGCGACGCAAAAAAAGCCUUAACGAAGGUCGAUCGCGUAGCAAAAGCCGAGAUCGAUCUUCAACACCAACAUCGGCAGGUAAAAUAAAGGGUUCGGUAUUGUCAUUAUUUAAGACACCGCGAAGAAGUGGCACUUCUCCUUCACCAGGCUCUCGUGACGCAUCUCCAGUGGUUCAACAACAGAGACAGUUUCCGCAACCAGUGGUAGAUAGACCUCGAGGGGAGAAACUAAAGUAUUACGAAGAUUCGAAGGACGGAAUCAUCCAUAUUCCUUUGCGCACACCACCUGACGAACUGAACUCAACUGAAAAUACAAUCGAAAAACCUCAAUCACGUGAAACGGUUACACGAACUGAACCAACACGACCAGCUUCAGCGCCCCAACAACGGCCUCCUCUCGAAAGAAAUGCAGUCGUCACUUCCGCUACUCCGACAUCUCUUCCAAAACGAACUACUCAACGGACUGUCCUACCGGACGGCAGUAUUAUCAUUCCAUUACAUUCCCCGACUGAAAAGACAGCUAAUGUGGAAAUCCCUUCAAAGACAGAGUCAAAGAGAGAGUCAGGGAUGGUAAAAGAAGUAGAGCAGAGUACGAGAAAAACGGAACAAGAAUUCACUCCGGACAAGAGCUUAAAUAGUGUUUCUAAGCCCAGUUUUAAUUCUGGACACACGAACAACGCCUCAUCGGAGGAGAUUAUAUCCGCCGGGAACGGUGCGGAGCGACCUCGGAGAAAAGAGCGAAUUAUAUUCACGACGCACGUCGGAAGUAAAGAACAGGUAUUUAGUACUCAGUUUAGUAUAACGAAGACACCCAGCGUUGCCAGCGAAAUAUCAGAAUCGAUUCCGAGUUUCCCCGAAAGCGAAGAGGUUCGUCCGAGCGAGUCGCCGCAGCGAGUGGCGAGUUUGAAGAAUAUUGUAAACGAUAUUACGCCCGAGAUCGUCGACAGUCAAGUGAUGUUCGGUGAGAUCGGCGAAGAGAUACCACGCGACGCGUUCCCCAGCCCGCCGCCGGACACCGGCCGCGACUCGUCGGAGUCGGACGCGAGCUCCGAGGUGGCGACCACGCACGGCGGCAGCGAGGCGGAGCGACGCGGGCUCGUGGUGCAGGAGUCGUUCGAGGAGUUGCCCUACGUGCCGACCACGCUGCCGCUGGAGAGGUCGCUGGCGCUGCCCAUGGUGCCGGUGCGCGAGCGCGGGGGCGUGACGGUGGCGGCGGUGCGGCGCCCGCGAGCGCCCCGCGGCGCGGCGAGCGCGCUGGGCGCCCUGACGCCGCCGGCGGGCGCGCGGGGCGCCGCGCCGAGUGCGCUGACGCCGCCGGCGGGCGCGCGGGGCGCCGCGCCGAGUGCGCUGACGCCGCCGAGCGCCGCGCCGGGCGCCGAGCGCCUGCACAUCCGCCUGCCGCGCCGCGCGCGCGCCGCCUCCACCGCCUCGGACGCGCCCGCGCCGCCACCGCGCACCGAGCGCGCUCGCUCGCGUAGCGGUGGCGACGCCGGGUCGGAGGCGCGCAGCAAGUCGGAGUGGAUCGACUUCAGCGAGUUGCCGGAGCGGCGCAAGCAGCCGAAGCGCAUCCAGACCCUGCCGGCGACGGCGCGCGACGCCGUGGUGUUCAGCUACGUGCCGCCCGAGCGCUGCCGCUGCGAGUGCCACGCGCACGCGCACGCGCCCGACGACGAGCGCCCCCUGCUGGCGCGCCGCGAGCCCGCCCACUCGCCCGCCCGCUCGCCCGCCCACGCGCCCGCCCACUCGCCCACCUCCCCCGUGUCCCCCUUCACUGCUGACUUCGACCUGCAAGACCUGCUCGACUACAACGACAGCAAAGAUGACUAA